UUAAUACUGGGGCCGAGGACACACUUUUGAGACAAUAGUAUGGUUAUCCAGAUCAGGACGAACAUGGAUCAAAUAACAGAGAAAGUCAUUUUAGAAAUAGAUGAUUUUUUUGUCUAUGAAAACAUGACGGAGGCUCCUUAUGAUGAUGUACAGUACACCUGUGAAAACGAAAAAAACCCACUGCUCCUGUUUCACACCGUGUUCCAGCCCCUUGUGUACGGUGUGGUGUUUCUCUUGGGCUUGACAGGAAACGGCCUCCUCCUGACAGUCUUGCUUAAGCGCCGAAGCAACCUCCGCAUCACCGAGAUCUACCUGCUACAUUUGGCACUGGCUGACCUGCUCCUACUCUUCACGUUACCAUUCGCAGUGACUCAGAGGGUGACUGGAUGGCUUUUUGGAGAGUUUCUGUGCAAGUUAUUAGGCCUUAUUAAUCGCCUAAAUCAGGUGUGUGGGAGUCUGCUUUUGGCUUGUAUCAGCUUUGAUCGUUAUCUCGCCAUCGUGCAUGCCGUCCCCAGCCUCAAGACCCGUAGCCCUCGGACUGUUCACCUCACCUGUGCUCUGCUCUGGCUCCUCUGCCUAUUGGUGUCCAUGCCCAAUAUGGUGUUCCUUUCCGUGGAGGUAGAUAAGGAUGAAAGUGCCAGUCUCUCUUGCUCUUAUAACAAUCUCGGCCUUCAUGCAAACAACUGGAUGCUGACCAACAGGUUCCUCACACACCUGCUAUGCUUCUUCUUGCCUUUGGUCAUUAUGGGGUACUGCUACACUGCCAUAAUCAUCACUCUUUGCCAAAGCCAGAGGAGUCUGGAAAAGCAGGGGGCCAUUCGGCUGGCCUUGCUGGUUACCCUGGUUUUCUGCCUGUGCUGGCUGCCCUAUAACAUUACCGUUUUAAUGGAUACCUUGGUGGUAGUAGGUGCUAUGCCUGAGCAGAGCUGCCAUGCCCGCUCCACAUUGCAACAGGCACUGAUAGUGACAGACAGCAUUGGCUUUAGCCAUUGUUGCCUGAAUCCAAUCUUGUAUGCCUUCAUAGGUGUGCGUUUCCGGAGAGACCUCCUGCAGUUGCUAGCGAAAAGGAAGUGUAUGCGCAUAUGCCUGUCAGGGCUUAGAGCGGAAAGUCUUGGUAGAGUGUCGGUCUCAGAGGCUGUUACCACCACAACAAGCAGCCACUACAUCUAAAGAACAGUUGAGGUUUUUGAAAUGACUGUACUUAUUAAACAAAAAAAAUAUGUUUUUGUACAUGCAACUUGUAAUAUUUGAAUUGCCAAUAAGCAAUCUGAGAUCAACAGCUUCAUCUCUGCACUGAUGAACUGCACACUGCCUGAGCCUAAGUCUGAACACAUGAAUGCACACAAUGUAACUGAAAUUAUAUACAGUGGUGAUAUACAGACCCCCUAUGGAUUUGGACAAAUAAGCCACACAUAUAUUUGUUUAAAAGACAUUGUAUUAAAUAAAAAAGCACACUUUUUUCUAAGCAAAGCAUUUAACAUAAAUCCUAUAAAGUUUUGUUAGGUUUUAUGGCACACAUUUAAAAUGACUAGAAUGUCUUUAUAUUAGAUAAUAAAAGUGUGGCUGAAGUGUCCAAAUACUUUUUGGGGG
Molecule: messenger RNA, 1590 nt
Organism: Xyrauchen texanus (razorback sucker)
Lineage: Eukaryota; Metazoa; Chordata; Actinopteri; Cypriniformes; Catostomidae
Product: C-X-C chemokine receptor type 5
Exons: 2
Coding region: 40-1170 (376 amino acids)
Biological process (GO): immune response; G protein-coupled receptor signaling pathway; chemotaxis
Cellular component (GO): membrane
Molecular function (GO): chemokine receptor activity
Source: RefSeq, a predicted model, not a curated record